Moesziomyces antarcticus is the source of this 1692-nucleotide messenger RNA. RefSeq names its product amidase siGNATure enzyme. NCBI's taxonomy places the organism in Eukaryota, Fungi, Basidiomycota, Ustilaginomycetes, Ustilaginales, Ustilaginaceae. The coding region runs from base 1 to 1692 and encodes 563 amino acids. Gene Ontology annotation, cellular component: glutamyl-tRNA(Gln) amidotransferase complex; mitochondrion. The record is from RefSeq and is a predicted model, not a curated record. The transcript has a single exon. Gene Ontology annotation, biological process: mitochondrial translation; glutaminyl-tRNAGln biosynthesis via transamidation. Gene Ontology annotation, molecular function: glutaminyl-tRNA synthase (glutamine-hydrolyzing) activity.
AUGGCCUCGACAUUUGCGCGCUCGGGAGCAACUGCGGUCAGCCGGUGCCUCAGCGUAGGCACCAGCAGUAUCGUGCAGCGUCGUGCGUGUGCGGGUAGCUGCUGCCACGCUGUCCACAAGACAUCCUCGGCUCGGACCGGCGUCCUUCGUCAUCAACGGCACAGCUCCACCUCAUCAUCCCCGACAGCAGCUACAAGCAAGACCGUGCAGCUACGAGACGGGCCAUACGAUCCAUUCAAUGCCAUUGUUGCUACGCUUCCCACAUCGCAAGCGAUUGAGGAUGUUGAUUCCAAUUCGCCUCUCGCCGGUUGGACCGCGGCGGUCAAAGCGAACUUUUGCGUCAAGGGGGCACUAACGUCGUGCUCGAGCGCCAUGCUGCAGACGUACGAGUCGACAUUCGAUGCUGCUGCGGUGACAGGCCUGCGUCAGGCAGGGGCGGAUCUGCGCUACGUGACCAACUGCGACGAGUUCGGCAUGGGCUCCAACAAUGUGCAUUCGGUGCAUGGAGCGGUACGCAAUCCGGCCUCCCCAAUACAAAGCUCCGACACCACCGGCGGGGACUGGGAUGCCGAGACGGAGCGGUCAGCGGGAGGCAGUUCAGGUGGAUCAGCGGCGGCGGUACGUGCAGGCCUUGUGCGGUUUGCGCUCGGCUCGGAUACAGGCGGAUCGAUCCGACUCCCCGCGGCCUACUGCGGUGUUGUGGGGCUCAAGCCGUCGUACGGCCUGGUGAGCCGGUGGGGACUCGUCUCGUAUGCCGACAGUCUCGAUACCGUCGGCGUGCUCGCGCGCACAGUCGAGGAUGCAGAGCAGGUCCACAGUGUUCUGGCCAAGCAUGAUGCCCGCGAUCCUACCAGUGCAAGCCAAGAAUCGCGCAACACCGCAGCCCAGCUCGUCAACGACGUGAUCGCCGCACUGCCAUCUGCGGACUCGCAGCGUCCCUUGCAGGGUGUCCGUGUCGGUGUGCCGAAGGAGUACUUUCCAGUCGAGUUGCACCCGCGCGUUCUGCCAGCAUUCCGACGCACAGUGGAAGCGCUCACCGACCUCGGCGCCGAGGUGGUCUCGAUCCAGCUGCCGAGUACACCGUCUGCGCUCAGUGCUUACUACAUCAUCUCGUCUGCCGAGGCGAGCAGCAAUCUGGCGCGCUAUGACGGCGUCGAGUACGGCCUGCACGUGCCUCCCGUGCCGGGGCACCAUGCGUAUGCGGCCACGCGCACGGCUGGGUUUGGCGACGAAGUGCGCAAGCGCAUCCUCCUCGGCACGUUUGCGCUCACCGCCGAUGCGUUUGACAACUUCUUUCUCCAGGCGUCGCGCGUGCGGGCCGACAUCCAGCGCGACUUUGCCACCGCCCUCCGCAUCCCAAGCCCAUCGAGCGUGCUGAGCCAGACCCCACAAGAGGCGCAACCGAACGCGGCGGGAGUGGACGUGAUCUUGCACCCGUCCGCGGUAGACACGGCUCCCACGCUCGCAUCGGCGCUCAACAAGGAGCGCGAUGCGGGCGUCGCCGAAUAUGUUCAGGACAUCUUGACGGUGCCUGCGAGCCUGGCGGGGCUGCCGGCGCUCGCGCUUCCCGCUGGUGUCGCCGACGACGGCUGGCCCGUCGGCGCCACGCUCGUAUCGCAGUGGGGCUGCGACAGGCUCAUCCUGCACGUCGCCAAGCAGCUCCAACGCCAACUCGCCCACCAACCUCAUUGA